AAACCCGCCUCUACCUGUACUACCCGUCAUCUCGUUUGCCGCAUUUGGUGCUGGAAUACACACAUUGGAGUUCUUCGAUUUUGUGUACACGAAGCAUCGACCACGAUAACAUCAAACGUUACGAGUAUCAGCACCCCGUACAACAAAGAAGCAAGCCGAUAAUCACACAUACCGACUCCAAAGCCGUUCUACAAGACCGAUCCUGGUUUCCCCAGAUUCCCCGGAUUUCUCGACAUCAAAUCAAACUCCACUAUAAGCCGACGUCCCCAUGGCUCACAUGCGAGCACCGACGGUCACGAUACCGCUUCUUCCCCUUCCCAAACAGACCGUUCUCCUCCCAGGCGUUGUCCAACGCGUCGCAGUUUCGUCUACCCGACCCGACAUCGCCUCGUUACUCGCCGCCGUUUACGCGAAGGCGGCUUCCAAAACCCCCAAUGGGCGUAUCGAUACGAUUCCCAUUGCCUGCGUGCCCCUGGCAUCACCCUUGAUCGGACCAGAGGGGCAUCUUCUAAUCGAGAACGGCGACGACAGAACCGAAACCACCGACCAUGUUGAUCCAGCAAAGGCUACCAAGGCUGAUCUCUUCCCAUAUGGCGUUGCCGCUAAGAUCACCGGCGUCGAGGGGCGCGGUACCGGCGAGUUCACCUUGCUGGUCGAGGGUGUGACACGGAUUCACGUCGAAACGGUUAUCUCGGACAAGGCUUAUCUGGAAGGCAAGGUCUCCAGUUACGCCGAUCCCGCUCUAAUCACAGACGCCGCCCUCGAGGAGCUGUUCAUGUCUCUCAAGCUUCUGUCCAGGCAAUUUGUUACCAUUCUCCGCCUGUCCUCACUUCUGCCACAGUCUUCUGGCACGCCUGGCCUGUCACCUCUGCUUGCUCGGCGCCUUGACUUCUACAUCGCGAAGCAGAAGUAUCCCGGUGCCCUCGCAGACUUUAUGGCCAACAUUGUCGAAUCUUCAUAUGAGGAAAAGCUCGAGAUCCUCACUUUAAUCGACGUCAAGGAACGUGUGGCCAAGGUUAUCGAGCUGCUUGACCGCCAGAUAACAAACAUCAAGAACAGCAUGAGGGUCACCACCAUCACAGCCACGACCUUGCCAUUCCCGAUGGACCCUGAUGCGGCGAAACAUGGAAAAAUCAAGCCGCCUGUAAAGGCUCCGGGGCAAGGCGCAGGAAUGCCGUUUUCACCACAGGGCGGCUUCAUGGGACGAGGUGGAAAUGCGGAUGAAGAUCAGGAGCCCAACGAGAUUGAGGAGCUGCAGAAACGACUUGAUGCCGCACGACUCAGCCCUGAAGCGGCCAAGGUCGCUGACCGGGAGAUCAAGAGACUGAAAAAGAUCCAUCCCGCACAGGCUGAAUAUGCUGUGACUCGGACAUAUCUUGAAACUUUGGCAGAGAUCCCCUGGACAACUACUACGGAUGAUCGCCUAGGUCCCGAUACGCUGAACCGGGCAAGGAAGCAACUCGAUGAUGCUCACUAUGGACUAGACAAGGUCAAGAAGCGCCUGCUCGAGUAUCUAGCAGUCCUUCGCCUCAAGCAAGCCAUCAACGAUGACGUGGACAGCCAGAUUAAACAGCUCGAACAGGAACUCGGGGUAGCAUCCGAGAGCAGUAAAGAAGACGCUGCUCAAUCUUCCCCUAUCGACCUUGGUGUUGAUGAAAAGGUCAAGGCCGGUGGAGCCAAGCUUGAGGCUUUGAAGAGCAGGCGCAUGGUGGACAAGUCUCCCAUCCUCCUCCUCGUCGGACCUCCAGGCGUUGGGAAGACGAGUCUUGCUCGAUCAGUCGCCACUGCUUUGGGAAGGAAAUUCCAUAGAAUUUCUCUUGGUGGUGUGAGAGACGAAGCAGAAAUCCGCGGUCACAGACGUACCUAUGUCGCCGCCAUGCCAGGCCUUAUUGUUCAGGGUUUGAAGAAAGUAGGAGUAGCGAACCCUGUCUUCCUCCUUGAUGAGAUUGAUAAGGUUGGCGGCUCAAGCAUUCACGGCGACCCUUCGGCGGCUAUGCUCGAGGUUCUCGACCCUGAGCAGAACCAUAACUUCACUGAUCACUACGUAAACGUACCGAUUGAUCUCAGCAAGGUGCUGUUUAUCGCCACAGCGAACAGUCUCGACACCAUUCCGGCACCGUUGCUGGAUCGAAUGGAGACGAUCUACAUUCCGGGCUACACGACUCUCGAGAAGCGCCACAUUGCGAUGCAGCAUCUGGUGCCCAAGCAACUCCGGGUCAACGGCCUUGACGAAUCACAGGUUUCCUUCACCCCAGAGGUCGUGUCCAGAAUCAUCGAGUCGUACACGCGGGAGGCCGGCGUGCGCAACCUAGAACGGGAGAUCUCGUCCGUUGCGCGUGGCAAAGCCGUCGAGUUCGCCGACGCCAAGGACUCGGGACACCCUGAGAACUACAACCCACAACUGACUGUGGAUGACCUGGAGAAGUUUUUGGGCAUUGAAAAGUUUGAAGAGGAAAUCGCCGAGAAGACUAGCCGUCCAGGAAUAGUGACUGGUCUGGUAGCGUACAGCUCGGGUGGAAAUGGUAGUAUUCUCUUCAUCGAGGUGGCCGACAUGCCAGGCAACGGUAGCGUCCAGCUGACGGGCAAACUGGGUGAUGUGUUGAAAGAGAGUGUCGAGGUGGCCCUGACUUGGGUCAAGGCGCACGCAUAUGAGCUUGGACUCGCUCAGAGCCCAAGUGAGAACAUUAUGAAGGACAGGAGCAUUCAUGUGCAUUGCCCCUCCGGUGCCGUUCCCAAAGAUGGACCCAGCAGCGGCAUCUCGCAGGCAAUCGCUCUCAUUUCCCUGUUUUCCGGCAAGGCUGUCCCACCAACAAUGGCCAUGACGGGUGAGAUUUCCCUCCGAGGACGGAUCACGGCCGUCGGAGGCAUCAAGGAGAAACUCAUCGGAGCGCUCCGGGCGGGUGUCAAGACAGUCCUACUCCCGGCGCAGAACCGCAAGGACGCAAAGGACUUACCCCAGGAAGUCAAGGAUGGAUUGGAAAUCAUCCAUGUCAGUCAUAUCUGGGAAGCCAUUCGCUACGUUUGGCCGGACGGCCAGUGGCCUAGCGAGCACGAUUAUCCGAGCAUCGAGAGUCGUCUUUGAAUUGGGCUAUCUCAUCUUCCACCUCAGCCAU
Neurospora hispaniola is the source of this 3113-nucleotide messenger RNA. RefSeq names its product Lon protease C-terminal proteolytic domain-containing protein. Bases 269 to 3082 code for a protein of 937 amino acids. Gene Ontology annotation, biological process: protein processing; protein quality control for misfolded or incompletely synthesized proteins; protein catabolic process. Gene Ontology annotation, molecular function: serine-type endopeptidase activity; ATP hydrolysis activity; ATP-dependent peptidase activity. The record is from RefSeq and is a predicted model, not a curated record. Lineage: Eukaryota; Fungi; Ascomycota; Sordariomycetes; Sordariales; Sordariaceae. Gene Ontology annotation, cellular component: peroxisomal matrix. The transcript has 3 exons.